Poecilia latipinna (sailfin molly) is the source of this 1244-nucleotide messenger RNA. RefSeq names its product probable lipid phosphate phosphatase PPAPDC3. The transcript is spliced from 4 exons. Gene Ontology annotation, molecular function: sphingosine-1-phosphate phosphatase activity. Gene Ontology annotation, cellular component: nuclear envelope. The record is from RefSeq and is a predicted model, not a curated record. Bases 271 to 1161 code for a protein of 296 amino acids. Lineage: Eukaryota; Metazoa; Chordata; Actinopteri; Cyprinodontiformes; Poeciliidae.
UUCUGCUGAUGAUCAGUGAGCUGAGACUUCCAAUAAAUACUGAUUGGAAUAUUUUCUCUCUGGGUCUUUGGGCUUGAAAUAGUUUUCCUUCACUCUGUAAAAAGAAAAUGUCCACAACAGUUUAAAGCUGCAGCUCUGGUUUCACACACACACACGCACACACACACACAGUCUCACACUGAGCAGCUGACAGCAGUAGAAGGAGGCCAGCAGGUGUAUUUAUAGCAGAGCUUCUCUGGUUCUGUCCCAGUCCUCCGCUGCAGCUCCACCAUGCCCGGCACCCAGACCCGGAGCCGGCCCAGGGACCGGAAUAAUGUCCUGAACCGGCCCGAGUUCAUGUCCCUGAACCAGCCGGUCCGCAGAGAAACCUCUGCCGGGGAGGGGCGGGCCGGAGCAGCGAGGAGAACCGCCACGAGACGCCCAAGUCAGCAGGACGACGCCAUGGCGAGGGGGUCCAGGGACUCCUCUGAAGGAGCCACAUCAGGAGACGCGGUUCCGAAAGACGGGUCCCGCUGGCCUGAGCAGGACUGCAUGCAGCUGAACCCAUCCUUCCGCGGCAUCGCCAUCAACUCGCUGCUCGCCAUUGACAUCAGCCUGUCCAGGCGUCUGGGCGUGUGCGUUGGGGCCCGUGGCCCCGGGGCCCCACUGCGCCCCAUGGUGGCCCUGCUGGCCUUCUCUGGACAUGCACUGCCCUGGCUCUGCGGGACGCUGCUCUGCCUGUGGCGCAGCAACUCGCUGGCGGGACAGGAAGUCCUGGUCAACCUGUUGCUGGCCCUGCUCUUGGACCUGAUGACCAUCGCGGGCGUGCAGAAGCUGGUGCAGCGCCGGGGGCCGUGGGACGCCCCCCCAGGGUUCCUGGACCACGUCGCCCUGGAUGUGUACUCGUUCCCCGCCGCCCACGCCAGCCGGGCCGUCAUGGUGUCCCGCUUCCUGCUGAACCACCUGGUGCUGGCGGUGCCCCUCCGGAUCCUGCUGUAUCUGUGGGCCUUCCUGGUGGGCGUGUCCCGGGUCCUGCUGGGGAAGCAUCACCUGUCGAAUGUCGGCUGCGGCUUCGCGCUCGGAUUCUUGCACUUCAGCCUGGUGGAGUCCGUCUGGCUCGACUCGGCCGCCUGCCAGGCGCUGCUGGCCAUCGGCUCUCUGCACUGGGCGCCACUGGUGUAGAGGGCGCUACACAGAGCUGGACUAGAACCGGACAGGAACCGGCGUGGAGCCGGACCGGAGAACGACUGGUACCAGAACCCGAU